Dendroctonus ponderosae (mountain pine beetle) is the source of this 349-nucleotide messenger RNA. RefSeq lists its product as uncharacterized. The record is from RefSeq and is a predicted model, not a curated record. NCBI's taxonomy places the organism in Eukaryota, Metazoa, Arthropoda, Insecta, Coleoptera, Curculionidae.
UCAAAGUGGUGCGAUAUUUUCGUUAUAGAGCGUAUCAAUAUUUUCGGAUGGAUUCCGUUUCUCCAACCCAAUCUUCGCAAGCAAUUCGCGAAAAAAUCGUUCGAAAAUCGUUUCCGAUGCGAUUAAUCAGAAAAUUAAGCGGCUCCAGUUUAAAGUCGCCUAAUUCGCGAUGUUCUUCCGGUUCCAUUCCGUCCACUCCAAGUACGCCCAAAAGCCCUUUCAGUUGCUACCGUUUCGAUGAAGAUAUUGUGGAGUUGUUCAGAAGAGCAGAACUUUCUUCGAGUCCACAUUCGGCUUCGCCCAAUUCCAUCACCAGUCCUGUGUUUGCAUCAUGUUGUCAUAAAUUGAG